AUGAAAAAGCGUAUGAACGCAAAUUUCCUUAAUGGAGUUGUUAGUGUUUUGGAACAAACAGAGCAAGAACUUACAAAUUCAGCAAAAAAGAUUUCCAACCUUGAAGAAACAGUUGAACAGCUUCAAUCACAACUUGAAGUUGUCAAAUAUCUUAUCUCAGUUGGAGCUAAUAAAGAAGCAAAGAAUAAAGAUGAAUGGACUUCACUCAUUCUUGCAUCAUCUAAUGGCCAUCUUGAAGUUGCUCAAUAUCUUAUCUCAGUUGGAGCUAAUAAAGAUAGAAAGAAUAAAGAUGGAUGGACUUCACUCAUUCUUGCAUCAUCUAAUGGCCAUCUUGAAGUUGCUCAAUAUCUUAUCUCAGUUGGAGCAGAUAAAGAAGCAAAGGAUAAUUCUGAAAAUACUCCACUCAUUCUUGCAUCAUGA
This is a messenger RNA of Trichomonas vaginalis G3, 420 nucleotides long. RefSeq names its product nerve growth factor signaling pathway. Lineage: Eukaryota; Parabasalia; Trichomonadida; Trichomonadidae. The record is from RefSeq and is a predicted model, not a curated record. The coding region runs from base 1 to 420 and encodes 139 amino acids. Gene Ontology annotation, molecular function: protein binding. The transcript has a single exon.